Molecule: messenger RNA, 7350 nt
Organism: Python bivittatus (Burmese python)
Lineage: Eukaryota; Metazoa; Chordata; Lepidosauria; Squamata; Pythonidae
Source: RefSeq, a predicted model, not a curated record
GACAAACUCUUAGAAAUGUCACUUCAUUGGUUUGAAAGAAAAUCAUACCUUCUUUCUUUCUCUGUUUCUCUUCUCUCCCUUUCCUCUUGUUUUGUGUUUCUGUUUCUCUUUUUUCAAUCAGCACCAGCCUCCCUUUCUCCAGUUGUUGGAUCUUUUGCUCCACUCCAUGCUGCAACUCUUCAUCCUUUCAGGCCGACAGCUCAUGCCGCUAGUUUGGACCUAACCUAGAGUAAAUCUUGGCCCAGCCGGGGUUGGGGGGAGCCAUGGGCAGCUCAGCCUCAUCACUGGCCGCCGAGACAGAGUCGGACCAUGGCUUCACUGGCCCAACCUAUCCCGGGCAUCUGGCGGCAAGCUGGUAUAGGAGUAACCACAGUGACCCUGUUUGGGAAAGUGCCCUUAUAACACGGCAACAUCCGCACGUGAAUCACCGGGCACGAAGCCACACCCACUCUUCUGGUUCUAUGGCCACUGUGCGGGAAUGGUCCUGCACCCGCUGUACUUUCCUGAACCCCGUGGGACAGCGCCAAUGCUCCAUCUGCGAGGCCCCCCGACAGAAGCCAGACCUCAAUCACAUCCUGCGCCUCAGUGUGGAGGAGCAGAAAUGGGCCUGCGCCCGAUGCACCUUCCGGAAUUUUGUGGGCAAAGAGGCCUGUGAGGUGUGUGGCUUCACCCCUGAACCUGGGCCAGGAGGCUCCCCCUUGCCAAUCCUCAAUGGGGUCCUGCCAAAGCCUACUGUCUUGGUAGAACCCAAGGGGAGUUGCAAGGAGGAGAUGCCCCAAAUGGAGAGCCCUGGUGAGGAUUCGGGGGGGAAGAGCCCUGAAGAGGCGGGGCUGGCGGACGGCUGGGCCUGCCAGCGCUGCACCCUCCACAACACCCCUGUCGCUAAUUCCUGCUCGGCAUGUGGGGGGCCCCGCAAGCUCUCCCUGCCCAAGAUCCCUCCAGAGGCGCUGGUUGUCCCUGAAAUCAUCACUCCUGCUGGCUUUCAGAUAGCUCCCACCACUGAGACCCCCGAGUGCCACCCAGUUGCCAGUCAAGGCACUGCUGUUGUAGAGGAAGAGAGCCAGAAGAUGCCAGCCUUUAGCCUUUUCUCCCCUGGCCUCCAAAACAACCCCGUUCCCCGCAGUCGCCGAGAGGUGCCCCCCCAACUCCAGCCACCAGCACCUGAAGCUUCCCAACCUGCUUCUCCACCAACGCCCGUGCAGAAAGCCAUUCGCUUCCAGGAAAUGAUGGCCACCAAGCGGCUGAGCGUGCUGGAGGAAGAGAUGGAAGUGAGCUUGCCGCCCUGGCAGUGUAGCACCUGCUCCCUUCUCAACACCUCAGGGAGUGAAGCCUGUGAGGCGUGCAGCAGCCAGAAGGGCAGUGACACUAUUGAUUUAACCGGGGACUCUGUUCGUUUUACACCCUGUGGCCCCUCCAGCCCUGACUUCACCACUUGGUCCUGUUCCAAGUGCACGUUGAAGAACCCCACAGCUUCUCAGAAGUGUAAAGCCUGUGGCUCCUCCAAGUUGCAUGGCUUCCAGGAACAUGGCGUGCAGACUGACCUGGCUCCCAAGUGCCCCGAGUGUGGCUCAGACAAGGGCACGUGCAUAGCUUGUGGCCCCAGAGCUCCCUCUGCCCGCAAAGUAGCUCGCCUUUUCCCCUUGCAGCCCCCUGUCACUCCAGAACGAUCCAGCCAGUGGUCAUGCCCUGCUUGCACACUCCUCAACGAGCUCAAGGCCAAGCAUUGCCUCGCCUGCCACACUCCUCAAGUCUAUGUGGCACAGCGCAAGGGUGCCAAGCCACUUCGGCGGCGUGAGAGCAUGCAUGUGGAAAAACGACGGCAGACGGACGAGGGGGAAGCCAAAGCCCUCUGGGAGAACAUUGUCUCCUUCUGUCAAGAGAACAAGGUCAACUUUGUGGAUGACAGCUUUCCCCCUGGUCCCAAGUCAGUUGGCUUUCCUGAAGGAGACAGCGUCCAGCAGCGAGUGAAGCAGUGGCUGAGGCCUCACGAAAUUAACUGCAACAUCUUCAAAGACCGUUCGGUCAAGUGGUCAGUUUUCCGGACACCCCGACCCUCGGAUAUCCUGCAGGGGCUCCUGGGAAACUGCUGGUUCCUGAGUGCUCUGGCAGUGUUGGCAGAGCGUCCUGAGUUGGUGGAAAGGGUCAUGAUCACACGGACCAUGUGCCCAGAGGGGGCCUACCAGGUCCGGCUAUGCAAAGAUGGCACCUGGACCACUGUGCUAGUGGACGACAUGCUGCCCUGUGAUGAGUGUGGCUAUCUCCUCUUCUCCCAGGCCCAGAGGAAACAGCUAUGGGUGGCUCUUAUUGAGAAGGCCCUGGCCAAACUCCAUGGUUCGUACUUUGCCCUCCAAGCGGGGCGUGCUAUUGAAGGCCUGGCUACGCUCACCGGCGCUCCCUGCGAGAGCUUGAUGCUGCAGGUCAGCUCCACUAACCCUCGUGAGGAGGCCAUUGACACUGACCUCAUCUGGGCCAAAAUGCUGAGUUCUAAGGAGGCUGGUUUUCUCAUGGGAGCAUCGUGCGGAGGAGGCAACAUGAAGGUGGAUGAUGCAGCCUAUGAAAGUAUGGGUCUUCGCCCACGGCAUGCGUACUCUGUGUUGGAUGUGCGGGAUGUGCAGGGAUGCAGACUGCUGCGACUUCGUAAUCCCUGGGGCCGCUUCUCUUGGAAUGGCAGCUGGUCGGAUGAAUGGUCCCACUGGCCGCCCCAUUUGCGUCACGAGCUGAUGCCCCACGGGAGCAGCGAGGGGGUCUUCUGGAUGGAGUAUAAUGACUUCAUCAGGUAUUUUGAUUCCGUGGACAUCUGCAAGCUUCAUUCAGACUGGCACGAAGUGCGUGUGCAGGCUGUUUUUCCCAACAAGGCCAAUGGGCCCAUAACAGUCACAUCACUGACGGUGCUGGAGCGAGCGACUUUGGAGUUUGCCCUUUUCCAGGAAGGCAGCAGACGCUCAGACACAGUGGACAGCCACCUCCUUGACCUUUGCAUCAUGGUGUUCCGGGCCACCUUCAUCAAUGGCAGCAAACUAAGCCUGGGACGCCUGAUGGCCCACAGCAGGCGAGCAGUCAAGAAGUUUGUCAACUGUGACAUCAUGCUGGAGCCGGGCGAAUACGCUGUGGUGUGCUGUGCCUUCAACCACUGGACUACCCCGGUGCCGGGCACCUCAGGCCCAGGAUCCAGCCCUACUUCUGGCAGUGAAUGCCCAGCCACUGAGGUCUCCAGCUACAUCUUGGCAAUCUACAGUUCCCGGCUCGUGAUGGUAGAACAGAUUGAGGCCCAAUCGACUACAUUGGCCGAUGCCAUCAUUCUCCUCACGGAGAACAAGGGCGAGCGGCAUGAGGGGCGUGAAGGGAUGACCUGUUACUACCUGACGCACGGCUGGGCCGGUCUCAUUGUUGUGGUGGAGAAUCGGCACCCCAAGUCCUAUCUCCACGUCCAGUGUGACUGCACAGAUAGUUUCAAUGUUGUGUCAACCCGGGGCAGCUUGAAAACGCAGGACAGUGUGCCACCAUUGCACAGGCAGGUCCUGGUGAUUUUGUCCCAGCUGGAAGGCAAUGCCGGCUUCUCCAUCACCCACCGCCUGGCCCACCGCAAAGCCACUCAGGCGUUCCUGAAUGACUGGAUGUCAACGAAGGGGACGCACAACCCCCUGCUCACCCCCGAGGUGGCAGGACUUCACGGGCCCCGGCCACUAUGACAAAUGGCCCCACCCAUCCCACCCCUCUUCUUCUGCUUUUGCCUUUUUUCUGAUCCCGCCUGUCUCGUGCAUUGCCCCAGCCGUCUGUACAGAGCCCAUCAGAAUUAAGGAGGACCGACGAACUGGGGGUUUCAACUAAGCACCUCUCCUCCUGUUCCCUGGGGUUAGGCCGGGAGCUGCUCAGGUCCCCCCCCCCUCUUGAAAGUCCAUCUCCCCUUUCCCCCUUCCCCACAGAUGAUGCACUUUAUCCAAACCUGCUGUCAGGAUAGGAGAGCAAGGAAAUUCUAGAGCCUGGGGAAGGAUGCACUCCCAGGUUCUGGCAUAUUAAUGGCCUGAGUGCUGCCAGCUGCUUGGCCCAGGGACAUGGCCCUUCCCACAGCCACCCGAAAUCCUACGGCUGCAACAAUAUACCUCUGGCAAAUGUGUCUGUCUGUGUGUCUGCCUUCCCUCCUGGUGAAUAGUCUCAGCAGCUGCUGCAGCGGGUUGAGGAUACAGGAGCUAGAUAGGAUCCCCUGCUCCGCUGAUGGUGAAGGACUGGGUUGCCAAAUGGAUUUCGUCUCCCUCCUAGCACUGGUUGUCUAGGCACUGAAGGUUCACAGGAGGAUGGGGUAUGUAAAUCCAUCUGGGUAGAACCAGCGUGCAGUUGGUUGGUCGCCUAGGGUGAGCAGCGUUUCACGCUAGCCAAGUAGCAGGCUGCCCACGAUGAACCAGCUCUCUCCCAAUGCAACAGGUGGAAGCAGCAGUUUUUUGGGGGCAGGGAGGGAAGGCCGUGUGGGCCAGUGGUGCAUUAUUUCUUCAGCCUUUUCCUGGAGGGACUUGCUGCUUCCACCAAAUGGAGCCGAGCUGAAGAGGCCGAGCUGGUGGUCUUUGCUUCAGUUCUUGCCCCUGGUCCCCUCAGCGGGACCCCCACCCCCACCCUGGGGUGGAGGAAGAACAGAGGCACACGCAGCCAUUUGGGUGGCUGGCCAGCUAACGCUUUAUCCACCUGGGAAGAGCAGAAGCUUUUAAUUUGUCCUUGUGUCCUUGUGUCCUUGUCAACCCCUUUAGAGGGGUUGAGCCUGUGUGUGUUUGCUGGGGACAGACAGCUGGGGCUGUAACGAAGGAAACGAGCACAUGGCACCUCAGCCCUUAGGAAGGGCUGAGAAAGCCAUUUCCCCUUGCAAGCCCUCUAGCUGCCUGUUAAGGGGGGGAGCCCUCCCAGUUUCUGUUUCUGGCCCCUCCCCCCCCACCCCAAGAAAGAAUAGCCAGAAAUCAGCAGUGGAAGGAGAGGAGAACAAGUGAGUGACUGACUUUCCCUCUGUGCCUUCCGUGCUCCCAGGCUUAGCUCUAACUGGGAAGGGACAGGCGAGCCUGCCUGAAAACGUCGAGUGAAUUUAGCACUUUUACUUUCCGCCAUUCGUCUUUGCAGUUGGAUGCUCGGCCUCCCGCAGAGGCCUUAAGAAGCCACGUGGAGAGAUUCUUCCAUCCUCCCCCCAUGACGCCCAGCUGAACCCUGCAAGGGAGAGACUGGGCUUCAAACGGAUCUGCCAGAAUGUCGGGAGGUAUCCAGGAGGUGGCUGAGCAUCAUCAAGAUCUGUGGAGUUCAGACUCGGGAACAGGGUAUCCAGGACAGGGUUUCUAGUCCACGUGAUGGGUUCAAACCCAGGGAAGCAGGGAUAGCGUCUUCCUGCCAGCGCUCUUGAUCUUGAGAGAGAGGAUCGGAGGAAGUGUAUACUCAAAAAUUUUGGGGACUCAGCAGUAGCAGAUGAGUCUUUCUGUUGUCCUAAAAAGGCCUAAGGAGCCUGGAAUUUAUGGUCCCCUGUCUAGCUCACUGACUUUUCUUCCCCCUCUGGCCUCUGCCAUUUUUUUCUGCCCCUAUGCUGAUGAAGGCAUCUAGAGGAGGGUUUAUCUCAGAUCUGCUGCAGACAGGAGAUAAGCCCCUUUCCUCUCCCCAGCCUCUGUCUAGGCAGAAGAUGCCAGAGGGUAGCAAGGGUGGGGCUGGGAGAAGGGGAGGAGUUGUGCCCUGCCAUAAUCUGGCCAGUUGGCAUGUAAAAUGACCAAAGGGAAAUGAAAUUGUCAACAUUUGGCCAUAGUUGCAGUGGCUGAAUCUUCUCUGGAGUCUUUGUCUACCACAUGGUGGAGCAACAACACAACAGUCAUUGCCAGCCCUGACUAUUGGAAUCUCCUGCAGAGGAAACACCAGACCAAGCAACCUUUACCUUUGUGGGCUGGUCACAAAUGGGACAGAGCCAUAGAGAGAGCAUUAACUAGUGCCAGUCAGAUAAGGAAGAAACGGGUGAGAGUAUCUAGGUAUCCCUAAGAAGGUGCUGUGCCUGCUCCUCUCUAGAAGUAGCAGCUGUAAAUUUGGAACUGGAUAGGUUCUCCUACAUCAUUAAAUUUUGUUCUUUGGUGUUGAGUUGAUAGAUCCCAGUCAAUCAGGGAAUCCUGUAUUCUGUAGAAUAAAAGGGAUUCUCUGGUCCUCCCCUAAAGCAAGGUAUAAAUUGAUGGAGUGAGCAAAUUUUGGCCACACAGAUGACAAAGAAAAGGAAGACCUGCCAGUGCAAAGUGGCAGCUCUGUGCCCAGAAAGGUCAACAUUUCAUGCGUGCUACCUUGUUCUCGCAGUGGCUUUGGGAAAAUCUAGUUGAAUGGCCUUUGGUGGCAGGCGAACGCUGGCUGUGGAGAUGCAUUGGGAAAGGAUGAAGUGGGCUGAUGUUAUGAAUACCCUUUCUAGGAAAUCUGACCAAUUGGUUUUGCUCACCUGACUGUCCAAAGGGUCACCGUCAACCUGAUCCUUCCGAUUUUGACAUUCCUUUGGACAUUGACAAAGAGAGUUGGUUGAACUGAAGCUUCUAGGCUGCAGGAAUGACUUGACCUGGGAUUAAUACUCUUCUCUCUCCAUGGAGAGCUAAACGCAGCCUCCAUGUGUUUUAAUAGCCAUUUUUCCCAGAGAACUUUGAGCGAGGUGGGUGGUAGGAAUGUUUAACCAUUUCCAAUAUACAUACACACCUUUGCCAAACUUAACAUUUCCCAGAUUUUUAGGGGGAAGUUACAACAAUUAAUGCUGGUGUAAAACCAGAUUGGUUUGUUGAUAUGCCAUAACUCGAAGGAAGAGGAGGGCUUUGACGUGCAAGAAAUAUCAGCACAGCAUGGAAACCUCCAGGAGGACAGGGUAUGGCUGAACUGAGGGCUAAUAUGGCAUUGCCUGGACUUGGGGAAUGAAGCAGCAGUGCCAAUCUCUUAUCAUCUUCCUACCUAUAACAUUUAUUCUCCACCCAUUCAGGUAGCAACGGAAAGGAAGUUAAUUUCCUCUCCCUGUUUGUUUCUUCCACUCUUUUGCCCUUUUUGUGUUGGCUCUGAGUCAACUUCCACCUUGCCUGCCUCCGUUAUCCCAGGCCACAGAACGGCCAAACGUCUUUCUUUCUUCCUCAGUCUUUGCUUUGAUUCUGUCCAAAAAUUAUGUCUGCCAUUUUUUCCUAUUUGAAUCUUUUUGGGUGUGUCUUUUUGUUCACUCUCACUGAGCUGUGAAUAAUUUUUAAUCAUGUAAAUAUUGUCUGCCUCUUAAGAAAACAUAGGAUAUUUUAUCAAUUGUAAAUCAAAUCUGUAAUCAGUCCCUGUAUAAUAUGAAUUAUCCCAUGAGUGGUUUUCAAGCUCAGGUUCCAAAGGACCAAAUAAUAAUUAAAA